Molecule: messenger RNA, 2577 nt
Organism: Otolemur garnettii (small-eared galago)
Lineage: Eukaryota; Metazoa; Chordata; Mammalia; Primates; Galagidae
Gene: SYAP1
Product: synapse associated protein 1
Exons: 9
Coding region: 108-1184 (358 amino acids)
Cellular component (GO): synapse; cytoplasm
Source: RefSeq, a predicted model, not a curated record
GCUUCCGGCUGCAUCUCCCUUGGAGACGCGCAGAGUAGAUCUUGAGGCGGGGAGAUACCGCUGUGCUGUCCGGUAACGCGGCCCGCGGUGGCGGCCCCGCAGGCGGGAUGUUCCGGGGUUUGGGCGUUUGGUUAGGCUUGCAGCAGCCGGCGGAGGGCGGUGGGGAGUCCGAGGGAGACAGGCAGCCGGAGAAAGACUCUCCGCCAGAGCAGCAGUCCGAGACUGUGGUGGAGUCCGCGGAGCAGGAGCGGGAGCAGGCUGGGGACCAGGAGCUUCUCAACCAGGCUAAAGGCCUAGGCAACUAUCUAUUUAACUUUGCAACUGCUGCCACAAAAAAAUUAACUGAAUCAGUUGCUGAGACUGCUCAAACAAUAAAGAAGUCAGUAGAAGAAGGAAAAAUAGAUGACAUCUUUGAUAAGACAAUUAUAGGAGAUUUUCAUAAGGAACAGAAGAAAUUUGUUGAAGAGCAGCAUACAAAGAAGUCAGAAGCAGCCGUGCCCCCAUGGGUUGACAGUAACGAUGAAGAAACAAUUCAACAACAAAUCCUGGCCUUAUCUGCUGACAAGAGGAAUUUCCUUCGUGACCCUCCGGCUGGAGUGCAGUUUAAUUUCGACUUCGAUCAGAUGUACCCUGUUGCCCUGGUCAUGCUCCAAGAGGAUGAGCUACUGAGCAAGAUGAGAUUCUCCCUAGUUCCCAAACUGGUGAAGGAAGAAGUGUUUUGGAGGAACUACUUUUACCGUGUCUCCCUGAUUAAGCAGUCGGCCCAGCUCACUGCCCUGGCCGCCCAGCAGCAGGCCGCAGAGAAGGAGGAGAAGAACAGCAGCAGGCAGGAGGAUUCGCAGCUGGCAGAGGCAGUACGGCCCAAAACACCACCUGUUGUAAUCAAAUCUCAGCUUAAAACUCAAGAGGAUGAGGAAGAAAUUUCUACUAGUCCAGGUGUUUCUGAGUUUGUCAGUGAUGCCUUUGAUGCCUGCAACCUUAAUCAAGAAGAUCUAAGAAAAGAAAUGGAACAACUAGUGCUUGACAAAAAGCAAGAGAAGACCACUGUUCUGGAAGAGGAUUCUGCAGACUGGGAAAAAGAACUACAACAGGAACUUCAAGAAUAUGAAGUGGUGGCGGAAUCAGAAAAACGAGAUGAAAACUGGGAUAAGGAAAUAGAGAAAAUGCUGCAAGAGGAAAAUUAGCUGUUGCCUGAAGAACAAGAAUAAUCCUUAACAUUCUGCAAACUGACAUUAAAUUCUAACUGUUGACAUUCACUGAAUCAUAAGGCACAAAAGAGUAUAACUUUAUGCAGUUCAAAUUUAUUCUUUCUUCAAGCUAAAACUUUCCUCUUUUACUUUAAAAAAUGUAGAACAGUUUUAUGUAACAUUUCUUUAAUACAAAUUGAGUUAGAAAUAUUCUUGCAGGCAGUGUGGAUAUCUUUGCCACAGAAACACAAGUAGAAUUUUGGUGUUUUCCAUGAGGUCAAAGCAUAAUUUAUUCUUCAGUUGUGGUUUUCUAAGCAUUUGUACUCCUAGUUGCAUUUUCCUUGAUACAUGAACCUUUAAGCACUUAUCUAAUGGGUUAAUUACUAUCAAAAUGACCAAAUUAUACCAAAGAACUUAUGAGAAAGCACUUUCAGGACUAUUUUCUUGCUAAAUAUUUUCUAAAAUUCCAUCUGAAAGCCAAAAGAUAAAGUAGUUACCUUGAUUUUAAUGGUGAAAACACUACACAAUUAGACAUUAAGAAAUGCUGUGCAAAAAUAUUUGUUUUUCUCUGGGGCCUUUUAGCUUUUUUUUUUUUUUUAAACUAUACCACAAAUUUUAUAUCACAGUUUUUGUAGACAGUGGAGCCUUCCAUCUUUUAUGUAAUGAUAGCCUUCAGAAACCUAUCUAUUCACCUUAAACUCUGUUCUUGUUUUAAUCAUUACCACAUAUGAGUGUUUUAGGUUUGUCUUAACUGUCAGUCUUUAUAGCAUUGUGUUCCUCUGAGUACAACUUCUAGAACUUUAUUGAUUAAUCUUACUUGUAUUUUGCUACACCAGCAUGCAUGUGUUCAUGCAAUAUGAUUAUUUUAUUUUAUUUUAUUUUCACCUCCAGUUUCAUGCUGGAAAAUACGAUUAUUUUAAAAGAACUGGUGGUUUAAUAUCAGAAACCUUCCUAAGCUUUUGUUUUCCUGACCUUUCAUAUUUUUCAAGGAGCUUUUAUUUCAGAAAAGGGUGUGGGAUUAAAACCUUUCUUUAUAAGGAGAAUGAACAUAUUUAGAUACAUAGCCCCAUAAAAAUGAAUUUGUGGCCAUUUGGCAAAGGUAUAGUCAACAAGAGAACUGACUGGGUAUGAGUCCAAGCAGUACUCUUUUGUUUGUCGAUAUGCACAUGUUACUGAGCUAGACUGUCCCAGCUAGAGUCAUUUGCCUUACAGCAACAUACUCAUGUGUUUAAUGAAACCACUGACCCCACGAUCAAAAGCUUUCCCCUUGUGCUGGUGCCAUAGUUGCUUAUUACUGGAUUGAGGCUCAGAGAUGACUAGCAACUUCUGAAAUAAUCUUACUGAAGGAAAAGUUUUCUUGUUUUAAAUAAAGUUGUUGGCGAAAAAGAAA